UCUUCCGUCGAUCCAAAAUGAACGUUGAGGAUGUCUUCAGGGCUCAGGCAAACGAAGGAAGAAACAAAACACAAAGUCGGAUCGGAAAAACAUUAGUCAGCGGCAGUUAUUUCCAGCACGCGAGCCGGUUGAUCUAGCCUACAAUAAUGAGGACGAACGGCAACAACCUCCGGUGGUCGUGUGAUUUCCGGUACCUUCUUAUUUUAGCUGCCCUGACCUUCAUUUACAUCCAGAUGCGGCUUUUUACUACACAGUCUGAACACGCUGAUCGACUUGCAGCUGCAAUAGAUGCAGAAAAGCACUGUACAAGUCAGACAAGAUCACUCAUUGACCAGAUUAGCCUGCAGCAAGGACGAAUUACUGUGCUUGAAGAGGAAAUGAAGCGCCAAAGAAAAGAGUGCCAGAACCUAAGAACUCUUGUUCAAGAUCUGGAGAGUACAGGCUUGCAGAAGUUUGUUAGCAGUAUCCAGGAUCCAGUGGCAGCUGUUGUUGUCAUGGCUUGUAGUCGUGCUGACUACCUCAAAAGGACUAUUCAGUCUAUUCUAAAACACCAGACUUCUGUUGCCUCGAAGUUUCCCCUAUUCGUAUCCCAGGAUGGUGCACAUCCUGAUGUUAAAAGGCUAGCUCUGAGCUAUAAUCAGUUGACAUAUAUGCAGCACUUGGAUUAUGAACCAGUGCAUACAGAAAGACCAGGGGAAAUUAUUGCAUAUUACAAGAUUGCACGUCAUUACAAAUGGGCAUUGGAUAAGCUGUUUUACAAGCACAAUUUUAGCCGUGUUCUCAUACUUGAAGAUGAUAUGGAAAUUGCCACUGAUUUUUUUGAUUAUUUUGAGGCUGGAGCUACUCUCCUAGACAGAGAUAAGUCAGUUAUGGCUAUUUCUUCAUGGAAUGACAACGGACAGAAGCAAUUUGUUAAAGAUCCUUAUGCGCUUUUCCGCUCAGACUUUUUUCCUGGUCUGGGGUGGAUGCUGUCGAAGUCUACAUGGGAUGAAUUAUCUCCAAAAUGGCCAAAUGCUUAUUGGGAUGAUUGGUUGAGACUAAAAGCGAAUCACAAAGGUCGUCAAUUCAUUCGCCCGGAGAUUUGCAGAACAUACAAUUUUGGGGAGCAUGGUUCUAGCAUGGGGCAGUUUUUCCAUCAAUAUCUUGCACCAAUUAAACUGAAUGAUAUCCAGGUUGACUGGAAGUCGAUGGAUUUGGGCUACCUCAUGGAGGAAAAUUAUCUGAAGCACUUUGCGGAAAUGGUUAAAAAAGCUAAAAUGAUAGAUGGGGCCGAUGUUGCUCUAAAAGCAAAUAAUAUGAGCGGUGAUGUGUGUAUUCAGUACAGAGAUCAACUACAUUUUGAAGAACUUGCACGCCAGUUUGGCAUUUUCGGAGAAUGGAAGGAUGGUGUUCCAAGAACGGCAUAUAAAGGAGUGGUAGUUUUUCGGUAUCAGGCCUCAAGACGUGUAUUCCUCAUAGGUCCCGAUUCUCUUCGACAGCUUGGGAUAGAACACAAUUAACUUUUCUGAUAUGCGAAUUUUAACAGGAUCAAUGUUUAACUAUGGGGUGUAAGCAAUAGAACCAACUGACAACACAAGGGGACAUUUUCAUGUUCAGUACUUCAGUUACACUAGGAGCUUCGUGAUCGGUGGUGCGAUGUGUUCCAGUGCAGCUCAGUUUUAAGACCUUGUAGGCAUAGAGCUCUGGUCCUUAGCGUUACUGUGAUGUGGUUUUACAUUUGAACUGCCAUUUGAGGCACAGGUAUUUUAGACACGUCACAUGGAUUGAACUGCGACCGUAUACUUAUAAGUUAUAAGUUUAUAAUCAGACUUCAACUUUCUACAAGUUCGUAAUUCUCAAUAGGACGCAAAUACAGACUACAGAAUAUGUUAUGUUUAGUGCCGGUUUGGAUGUUUGAUU
Cuscuta epithymum is the source of this 1899-nucleotide messenger RNA. Lineage: Eukaryota; Viridiplantae; Streptophyta; Magnoliopsida; Solanales; Convolvulaceae. The record is from the annotation of a GenBank genome assembly.